Molecule: messenger RNA, 6380 nt
Organism: Psylliodes chrysocephalus
Lineage: Eukaryota; Metazoa; Arthropoda; Insecta; Coleoptera; Chrysomelidae
Source: the annotation of a GenBank genome assembly
UCUUCAAUUCUUACUGUUCACACCACACCAGUUUAAGUGAGAUAGAAAGAGUUGUAAAUUUAGAAAUGGAUUGUACUAAGUGUCGUUUAUUUUGAGUGCAGUGAUUCGUGUGAUUUUGUGGUGAAAAUUUUUCGAAAAUGGAAAUAUUCUUGACUGGUUUUUAACAGUAGAACGACGCAGACAGCCCCAAUGGAUGAAUAUGGUGGAUCACCAUCAAAUAUUCCGAAUGCUUUUAGAACACAGGAAACAUUUCAAAGACAGCAGGAAGCACAAGUUGGGCACAGGUUUCCGAAUUCAACCGGGAUAGUUCCCGUGCCAAGGGGCAGUAGAGGGCCAAGGAGUUUAUACAUCAGAAGAUAUGGCGACAGUUUUGGUUUUACCCUUCGACAUUUUAUUGUCUACCCUCCAGAUUCCAUUGCGGAGCAUCACGACGGUAGACAUGCUGCUGUGGGUGCUUUGCUUGCUCCAAUGGACACCAUCUUCGUAAAGCACGUCAAAGAGAGAAGUCCCGCCAGACAAGCUGGUUUGCAAAAAGGAGAUCGAUUGGUGGCCGUCAAUGGUAUCGCAGUCAAAGAUAAACCUUAUUCGCAAGUUGUUCAACUGAUUGUCAACAGUCCAGAAUAUCUCCAUCUUUUAGUGGUGCCUAAAGAAGAGGACGUCUUACAAAGGUUUUUCUCCGAGACUGCGUACAAUCCAGCUUCCAACCAAUCAACCUAUGCAGAUAUCCCACCACCAGUGGACAAACACACAGCUCAACAGAUCAUAUCGAAGAGAUUAGCGCGUGUUCCAAAUGAAUUUCAAGUAGACGCCUUUUCUUGGAGAUCUUUACAACAUCCUUACGUAGCCACUGAGCCAAGACCUGAAUACGAUAGAGGACCUCAUAGUGCCGAAAAUUUGUUACAUAACGUUCCUAGGAGAAGAAACCAACAAGAAAUUUAUUGUGAGAUACAUCCUCAUGACACGGAAAGAAUCGGAAGGUCCAGGGCCGCACCCCAGGUCCCGUUGUAUAAAAAGAUGGGUCGUAGAGCUAGUGAAGGAAACAUUUUGUCUGAUUCAGAUCGAUAUCUCUCAGAAUUUAACAGCAUAAAUCCAGUAACACAAGAGGACUACAACAUGAAGACUGGAUACAGAAAUAAUAAUUACAAUUCCGAAUCGGGCGAUUUCUCAAAAACCGCUAGGCUUAGCUUAGAUGUUGAAAGAAGGGAAUCUUCAUCUUCACUGUCAGUUGACAGCAGUAAAGAUAGUUUAGCUUCGUUUGGAUCAAAUUCAACACUCACCGGCCACGAAACCGAUGACUCGGCCAUUAUGGACAGAUUUAGGAAAAGCGUCCAACAAAAAGAAGCGUUCCUAAAAAAUCCCGUUAACGUUAAGGAAUUUUAUGGAAGGCCCAAGAAAUUAGAAAAACAAGUCUGGCCGCCCGUCGAACGAGAUAAAGAUUCACCUUCUAGAAAUAAUUCGAGACCCAGUCACCAAAAUGUUAUAAGAGUGAAGCACGAUAUCGAAAAUGAAAGAGAUUUAUGUGGACCGGGAAAUCAGAACGGUCAUCCAGGAUACGGUGGGGCUGUGAGUAAUGUCCCGCACCAAAGAGGCGUGACUUCGCCCAGAGAAAAGGAGAAUAUGAAUUUAGACAGGAUUUAUGAGGCUUCAACGGCUCCUGGAGGCUUUGAUAGUAUGGAAGGAAUGAACGGUUCUAAUGCUGAAGAGGCCUAUUACGACGAGAGAAGGGUAUAUUCCCCUCCUCUUCAAAUCGUAUCUCGAAGAGCAAAAGAUUUCGAAUCGGGCAGACCUUUGCCCGACGACGAUCCCGUCCAAACGAAUCGAACCAGUUUCUCAAAGAGCGAACUGGCACGAUUGAGCUCAAAAAUAUUGGUUCCUAAUGUAACUGAAAGGGCGCAAGAGUAUGAAAUUAAGGCUUCGGAACCAAGAAAAGAUACCAGUUUGACCUCCACUAAUUCGUCGAGUUCGAUUUUGAAAAGGAUACAAAGGGACAGUCGUUCAUUGGACAGUUCAGGCAGUAACGCAAGCAGUGCUAGUGUCAAUGAAGUCUUAAUCGAAGGCGGCAGCGGUAAGAAGCUUUCUGGAAAUGUCAUGAUUUCCAGCGGAAGUAAAUACUUACACUGCCCUCCGCCCUCAGAAACCGAAAGGGGCAAGCCGCCACCAGACAUAGAAUUGACACCCAGAGUACGAGUUCGUUCGAAUUCAGUGGAAUCUUGGGUUGGAGCUUUGACAGACCGAAGGAAGACCAAAGAUGAAUCGAGUAAAAAGGGAGAAUCAGAAGUUAUUCCAGUACUUAGCCGAUCGCCUUCGAAUCCCUCAUACGGAGAUCUACCACCCUUAAUUCCUGAAUCCGUAGAGCGCAUCCACCUAACUCCUGCUGUCUCUAUUACUCCUCCUGCCUCUUCAAAUAAGGCGAUUCGGCCCACGCAAUUGGAUCUAGAGGGAGCUGCUAAAUCAUCAAAGUACUUAUUACCACCGAAUGCGCUUAUGGAGUCACCGCUCAGGCGAUCUGUUUCACCAUAUUAUGACGACAAACCAGUGGUGGUAAAACGACGACCUAAAAAUACUAAUAUUAAUCCCGUCGACGAUGACAGGAUCACGCGAAGAGAAUCUUAUCUCAAGGCGACAGAAGGAGGACGAAUGCAUAUUGACAGCGAUUUGAGCGACGGUGGAGAUCUCUCGCCUCAUGCGAUAAGAAGGGGUAGUGGAAGCAGCAGUAACGCUUCUUUGGAUAAGGAAAAGGUUUCGGGAGAUUCUAGCCCCUUAGUCGAGUGUAAGGAAAUGACAGUGAUUGUUCGAGAAGGGACGUUGCAUUGUAAGAUUUUGGAGAUUGACGGCAAGAGAGCAACUGAUAGAUCUUGGAAACAGGUGUACAUCGUCCUGAAAGGUCCAAAAUUAUACCUCUACAGAGACAGGCAUCACCAUCAGAGUCCUGUUGGUACUCUCGACUCUUUGGACCAAUCCCUUUCGAGCGGAGUUGAUAUGCGCACCAGCGUCGUACGUGUUGCCGAGGAUUACACGAAACGGAAAAAUGUGCUCAGAGUUUCGUCCGUUAAGCCCUGUCGAUCAGAAUUUCUUCUACAGGCAGAUAGCACAGAAGAAUUUGCCGAUUGGGUGAAAACUUUGCAGGAACAAGUUGCUGCUAGUACGGAAGCCGAAUUGGAACCUCCUAGCAGCCUUCAAAAAGCAGUACCACAACUGGUAGCUGCUUCAACUUCUAUUCAAGUCCAAGGCAGUCACCUUUCGCCACAAUUGAAUAAACAGAAAGCCACCACUUCCCGAAAUCGCUCACCAACUGGCCAGUCACCAGUAAGUAAGAGUAGAAAACCAUCCCAAAUACCAACAGAAAUAUCGGCAACAGCUACCAGUCCUAAAUCGAAAACAUGGCGCGGCAGAAUGGCCAAACAGUUUAGAAAGUUCAACCAAGGAAAUAACAGCCCGAGCAGUCCAACAGCACCAGAAGGAUCGACCUUCGGAAUUCCAAUUGAAGAUUGUAUACCGUCUAUUAGUAAUGUUUAUCUUCCCAGGUUUGUGGAAAUUUGCACAGACAUAAUAGACGAAAGAGGACUACAAACAAUUGGCAUCUAUCGAGUACCUGGUAACAAUGCAUCAAUCACUGCUUUAACAGAAGAGGUUAACCGAAAUUAUGAUGAUGUUCCUCAAGAAGAUCCUCGAUGGAAAGACUUACACGUAGUCAGUAGUCUUUUAAAAUCCUACUUUAGGAAAAUGCCAAAUAGUCUCGUCACGGUACAGUUAUAUCCAAGUUUCAUUAAAGCAGAUAAAAUAGAAAAUCCUAGAGAAAGGAUGGAGCAAUUGAAAAAGCUUGUCAAGAGUCUUCCAAGGCACAAUUAUUAUACAUUAAGACACAUAGUGAUGCAUCUAAGGCGAAUAGCAGAUAAUUCUCACGUGAAUAAGAUGGACUUUAAAAAUCUUGCUAUUGUCUUUGGUCCCACCAUAGUCAGACCAGAAGAGGAGAAUAUGGAAAGUAUGGUUAGUCACAUGAACAAUCAGUACAGGAUAGUUGAAACGUUGUUAACCCAUUCCGAAUGGUUUUUCCCAGAAAAUGAAAAUGAAGAAAACCUUCCUGUACCUGAUACUCACUUCGCAGAUGGGUCUGAUGAGUUUGACCAAAACAAUCAAACGCUAUUAUUAAAUAACAUAACUAAAUGCGGAGUUUUGAAAGAUCACAAAGAGAAGAAUGGUGCUUUACUAUCUUCAAUCAUUUCGGCUGCACAGAGAAAAGUAAAAAGGAAACCACACAAGCCAUUAAGUUCCAUGCAAGAAUCCAAAGAAGACGCUAUUUCGCCUACCAACCUCAAAGUUUUUCCUUCACAGUCAUUCUCACCAAUAGAUCUCAAAGAAUGUUCAUUACCAGAUGAAAAAUCUUCCUCGGAUAUACCAACCACUGUAAUGGAUAUAGAAAAAAAGUCCAAUUCGACUGAAAAGGUUCCUUGGUUCAAAUAUUCUUCGGACAAAGAUGACUUUUAUAGGAGAAUAGAAAAUUUUCGACAAGAAACUGAAGCCAUGUUGCAGUUACCGAGGAAAACAGAAAUAUCUGUUACUAAUAUAGAUCCACGAACAAUGGGUCAGCUGAGUUCCUCAUCGAAUACACUCAAUCGAAACAUGAGACUGUCUUCACUAAAACCAGAUUCGCACUAUCUCAUGAAGACUCACAGUGCUACCAAUGUGUUUUCGAGGACUAACAACGCGACCGAACCUAAUCGCAACAGCCUCGCAUCAGUGGAUAACUAUUCGCUGCAAUAUAGCAAAAAUGGUAACGAUUUCGCAUUUGUGAAAAACGAUAGUGGCAAACAAGUGAAGGGCGCGAGUAGUGGGGGUGCUUACGGUGACGUGACCGAUAGUGCUCUUAAUGAUAGGAUACCUGGUGUUAUUAAGGGAAACAUUCGAAGGGGUAGUUCUGUAGAAAACAUCAACUCGAGUUCUAAAGAUAUUUCGAAUGGGAAGAAGGUCAGAUACGAAAAUGAGAUUGAUUGUCAAAGAAUUGGUUCCCUAGAAUCCCUCAACAAGGUGUCAAAUGAUGAUGGAAGUAAUACACCCCUGCCUCCAAUUAGAGGGUGGCGGUCAGUGAAACCACCCAAUGUUGUACCUCAGAGACCUCCUAGAACCCGCCACAUAUACAACAGAGUUUAGAAGCAAGAGAGUCUUUGUUGAGUACAAUGACCAAGCUCAUCGACGAGAGAUUGAAGGACCAGCCCUCGAUUUUGUCUGGUGAGGGCAUUCCUUAUGUAGAUGAAUCGCCAGAAAAACAUCCUAAAAAAUCUUAUCCAGAUAAGGAAAACAUACCCCAGGCUAGUGAUUUGUACAGAAACCCUAGUUUACAUAAAAACCAACUCAAAAUGUCGAAAAAGGAAGAUAAAGAGUAUAAAAACGAUAAAGAAAAAGAAGAAGAUACGAUGGCUAUGGAAAAAGUACCUGAUAAUGAUAGAAAUAUUACCAAAACGAUCGUGUUUUCCAACAAAAAUAAAGUAAACCAGAGUGGAACUAACUUAAGACGUUCUGAAUCGUUAAACAGACCAGAACGAACUAGUUCACCUCUCAACAACAAACUAAAAAGAUCUGAAAGUCUAAACAAAGGAGAUCGAUUAAAGAGAUCGGACAGCCUAAGUAAGAGUGAAAAAACGGAAAGUAACAUUAAUAGAAAACGAGAAAUCAACCUGAACAAUCGCAGAUUUAAAGAUUCUGUUAAAAAUAAGAGAAAAAGUGGUCAUCCUGACCGUUCAAUAAAAAGAAGACACACGGUGGGAGGUACUAAAGAUCCCGACAAAAUCACAUGGGUAAUGGACAAUAAAAACGAAGACAAAGAUGCUAACCAAAACACCAGAAAAGAAAGAUCUCUACGAACUAGCUCUCCCGAUUUGAGCGCCAUGCGUCGUGACAGAUUUUUCUUUGAAAUAAAUCUCAUUGGUCCCGAUAAUAUGGUUGUAGCGCUUAGACAGCAUCUAAUAGGAGCACGACCUCAGAGUUUUCCAGAAAGCUCCGUAUUUACAGUACCUCUGGAAUCGCACGUGUGAUUUAGGCAAAAUCGGAACGAGUUAUGGAACGAGUCAAAUAGAACGAAAUUGCAAUGUAUGAAAUCACGUUAUUUUAAAAAAUCCUAAAGGCUGUUAUAAAUAUUUUAAGUCGGUUGCUAAUAGGCAUAACAAUUUUUUAUGCCUUUACACAGUAUUCUUUGUAUUUAAAUUCCAUUAUCAUUAUCAGUGAAUUUCUUUAUAUCGACUUAGUAACUCAGAUGUUCUGGUAAAUGAUAAUAAAAUAUAAAAACAGCAUCAUGAAUUUUGGCGUUAUAUAACAAUAUGUUACAGAGGCCCAUGUUUUAAUGGCAUCACACCAGAUUUAAGUUCUUUAGUUUAUAAUAUGACUAA